This is a messenger RNA of Annulohypoxylon maeteangense, 3741 nucleotides long. RefSeq lists its product as uncharacterized. NCBI's taxonomy places the organism in Eukaryota, Fungi, Ascomycota, Sordariomycetes, Xylariales, Hypoxylaceae. The transcript has 2 exons. The coding region runs from base 264 to 3374 and encodes 1036 amino acids. The record is from RefSeq and is a predicted model, not a curated record.
CUAUGAUUCAAUUAGUUAAAUUUAUUUGAAUAUAUUGUUGUAUUGUAAUUUUGAGCCCUGAGCAGGUAUUGGGCUUUGUGGAGUAAUGUUGCUUACCUACCUAUCUAUGAACGUCGAUGGUAUCGUGAGGGCUGGCAAUGAAAAUAUUCCCCCACACCAGUUUGAAAAUUACAGCGUCGAAGUUUCUAUGAAAAGCCAAUUUGUUUACAGUUGGGAUUCUGUUAACUUAUAAGUUACCUUCACUUCUAUAUCAUACUGGUUACAUGGAUCCAAUAACAGCUUUCAGUCUUGCCGCGAAUAUAUACACGUUUUUAGUUGCUGGCUACAAAGCGGUGCAGCAAUUCAGCAAGCUACGGCGCAGUGGACUCGGCAGAACCGACGAGAACACCCAAACUUACGAAAUAAUAGAUGAGCUCAAACGCUUUUCUAGCACACUCAUAACUGAUAGCCCUGGGCCACUGAAGAACCUCGCGGGAAAAUGUAGCGUACUAUGUGAAGAGCUGCUAAGUUUAUUAGCCAAGCUUACCGUGAAAGACCCCAGCUCAAAAGUUGAGGCACUUAGGGUCGUUUUCGUCUCGUCUUUGAAAGCUUCCGAAAUCUCUUCAAAACAGGCUACGUUAGACUCAUAUCGUAUUCAGUUGAUGGCAAGCUUUCUUCCAAUGUUGAGCGAAAAACAGUCAAGUUUGAAUACAAAGUUGGAUGAGAUCGAAAAGCAUAUCAGAAAUCUUUCCGAAUCGCGUUCAAGCGAUUUUGCUCAACUUCGUUCCGAUCUAUUGAGCGCCAUAGAGUCUCAUGGCAGUAGCAAGCUUCUAAGUGACUCACUCGGGCCUCUACUUUCUCGAUUCCAAAAUACUCUCAUUUCUGCCCGGUCAGAAACCUCAAUUUUAAUGCAACUUCGCUUCGAAGGCAUUUUUGAUAGAGAAGAUGAGAUUAAAAAUGCGACCGACGGUACUUUCUCAUGGCCUUCUCAGGAGAAAGAUAUCAGCAGUGAUCGUCUCGACUACAACCUUCAAUCGAGUAAACCUACGCAUAAACAGCUGAAGGAAACAGGCCAAUUCAAAUCGUGGCUUAGAUCUGGCCAUGGAAUAUUUCAUAUUUCUGGCAAGCCUGGUUCCGGGAAAUCAACUUUAAUGAAGAAGAUCUGGUUGGAGCCACAGACUAGAAAAUGCCUCGAGCAGUGGGCAGGGGGGCGGGAUCUGUGUUACGCUGCGUUCUUCUUCUGGAUCUCUGGUAAUCAAAACCAGAGAUCUCUUACAGGGCUAUAUCGUUCGAUACUGUUUUCUGUUUUGAAUAUACGCCCGAGUCUGAUUCCAGAGGUACUUCCAAGCUAUUGGGAAGAAGGCGGUCCGGUGCUAUCGACUGACCUUGCUAACCUUACUCGCCCCCAUAUCAUCGAGGCAGCUUUCCGAAAACUAAUAGACAAGGCUACCGGUGGCGACUAUUGCUUAUGCCUUUUCAUCGACGGUUUGGACGAAUACGAUGCCGAUAGUGAGGACCAUUGGCACCUUGCAAAGCAGCUUCGCAACUGGGCCGCUUCAAGCAAUGGAAAUAUUAAAAUGUGUGUCAGCUCACGACCGCAUAUUCAAUUUCAGAAUACUUUCGACCCAUCUAAGUACUCGGAUCAAUACCAAGUACAUCUACAGGAUCUUAAUAAGUGCGAUAUUGAAAAAUAUUGCCAAACUAUGUUCACUAAGGACGAAGAAUUCCUUAGUCUCCACCAUCUGCGAGAAUCCUGCGAAUAUCUUGUACGCGAAAUUGUUCACCGCGCGGAGGGAGUCUUCCUCUGGGCAGUUCUUGUGGUUCGCAUCAUUCUAUCGGAGGCCAGAAGAAAUGGAACAGGAGUAGACCUGAGAAGAAAAUUAGACGAGCUUCCAAAGGAUAUGAACGCGUUAUAUGAUCAGAUUCUUGGCUCGCUUUCAUAUACAGACCGAAGAAUUACAAAUCGGAUACUCUUCGCCGUACUCACGAAUCCAUUCGAAGACGACGUGAAUGCGUUAUCCUUGAAGUGGCUAGCCGACGAAGAUGAAUGGCGAAAGACCAGUCUCCAUGAGAAUUACACCAUGGAUGUUGUGGAGACCCAUAUUGCUUACGUGAAGAAUCAUUUGGACGGAUGGACUCGGGGUCUGAUCGAAGCCUAUUCACAACAUCGUCCCUCCCACAUAUCAAAGAAGUUACCACCAUUGGAACGACGGCGGAUUAUGCGAUACCUGAGGCCAAUGCCUUAUUUAACGUCAACUAGAGUCAAAUUAUUUCAUAAAACACUCAGAGAAUACCUGUUACAACCGGAGCGGUUCAGUGAGCUUCAAUUGAGCUGCCAUCAACUUCAGUUGGCGGAUUUGCAUGCACAUCUACGACUGAAAGAGCUGAAGGUUCUUCGAAACAUAGAACAUAAACAUGUCUCCAAUCCCAAAUACUUUGUCCUGUACGGCUACGAAAUAUGGUCCAUGAACCAAAGGGAAAAUCAGGACUCUCCCCGGGUUUCUUGGCAUCUACUCGAGGAGCUUGGGAGCAUGCUCCCGACCUCUUUCGCAUGGUGGUCCUUUUCGAGAAAAGAAAAAUUAAUUGUAUCUGACGGAAUCAAAGAUAUCAUGCCGGCAGACCAAAUGUCCCUGUUACAUUUUGCGGUAUCGCAGGGAGUUAGCAGCCACGAUGUGAUUACAAGACUCGCAAGCAUCCAAACCAACUCUCCUAUGAGUGAAGGGUUGAACGAUAAGAGUGUCCUUUUAUCUGCGAGUCUGUCUUGGGUAUUCAUGCCCCAUAAUGCCCCAAAUGAGAACUUUAUAAUGUCUCUUCUAAAACAAGGCUUUUCUGCUCAUGAACAAAUAAGGAGCAGUCAUGAUAGAAUGUCAAACGUUCGCGAACAAAAUAGGUGCGAUUAUGCUAGUGUGUGGAUGAUCCUAGUAUCCAGUCUCGCCGGGUUUUUUGAAAUGUUGCUAGACAAUUUCUCUCAAGAUAUUUUCCGCAGACGCCGAAAUCUAGCACAUCUAGUUAAGGUUUUAGGCAUCAUACUACAUAACGAGCCCCAAGAAGAAGUCUUGAUCUUGGGAUGGGAUUGGUCCGGUCAGGGUUACUUCAUAACAUUGGAGGACCUCAUUCGUGCUUGUCCUUUACACACAACACCGUCGAUCUUCGACGAUCUACGAGACUGGCCAAAAUAUGAGACUGGAAAUGGAUUAUCUAAACACGCGCCAACUUGGGUAUGGGAUAUCACCCGACGUAGGAGCAGGAGGGUACCUGCGGUCUCCGAUAUCCUGAUAAAGUUAAACCCAUAUAGCUUCAAAAGCACGUUGGCUUGUGAAAUGUUUGCGGUGGUGACGAGGACAGGAGUCCUCGAAAAACAUGAAUUUGGAUCUCCAGCGUUUUUGUUAUGGUAAAUACUACCUACGUAAAAAGAAUUCAUUUCUGAAUUCUCCCGCGAAAAGUAUGAUUAUCAAAGGAUGCGGUUAGGGUUGGCGAUGGAAGUGUCUUCGUCAUUAUUAUUAGUAAGAUUAGUGUAAGUAAAAGUCAACAAAUUGGAACCGAACAAGUUUAAACAUAUCAAUUAAGAAUUGAAGAGUGUUUGAUUACGUCACCGUCGCUAUAUCUAACUGACACCGCUGAUCGAACGGUCAUGGCCCGGUGGGCAGCGUGAUAUCAUAGGAGCGAUUGGCAGAAAAAUAUCCUUUCCCCCUCCCGUAUCGCUAGAUCACGCUAGAUUUAAAUCUGACCUCCAACGGACUAGGCGCUGAUAGCCGGUCUCGC